UAGUCCCGGUAGACCACGGAUAAACCAAACUUGAACACACGAGCCACGGCUUUGUCAACUUCAAGCGCGAGCUCAGAAAGAAAAAAGACGGAUGCCAAAUAUCACGCAAGGUGCGCGCUCCGCUUCGCGUGUUUCUACAUCAAGCUUCCUUUGACGGUGUCUUGAUUUAAUAAAAGUUUUUCAUUUUAACUUAACACAUUAUGGAGUACUGGAGGCAGUGCAGUCUGUGGCUGAUCAAUUGUAAAGUUUUGCCCCGGAAUCAUCGGGUCACGGCGGACUCGGCGCAGGUUUUUGAUUUGGCCCAAACUCUUCGGGAUGGGGUGCUUCUGUGCCAGCUGCUGAACAAUCUCAGACCAGACACCAUUAACCUGAAGGAGAUCAAUCUCAGACCACAGAUGUCACAGUUUCUCUGCCUGAAGAAUAUCCGUACAUUCCUCUCUGCAUGCUGUGAAGAAUUUGGGAUGAAGAAGAGUGACUUGUUUGAGGCCUUCGAUCUCUUUGAUGUCCGUGAUUUCGGAAAGGUCAUUGACACACUAUCAAAACUCUCAUAUACGCCUGUUGCUCAACAGAGUGGCAUCAGGUCGUUUCCCACAGAGGAAAGCACAGAAAAUGAAGACAUAUAUAUCCAUUUGGCAGAUCUCAUAGACGAGGAGCUGGAAGAAGAUGUUUAUGACCCUGUGUAUGGAGACAUUGAAGGAGGAGAGGUGUAUGAGGACCUGAUGAGGACUGAAGCUGCUGUGUCUCAGGCGAAACAGGCCGAGGUGGACAUCAGAAGCUGCUGUCUUUUAGAGAUCAAACAGACAGAAGCCAAAUACACUGAGACUCUGGAGACCAUUGAGAAGUAUUUUAUGAUUCCGCUGAUGAAAUUCAUCCCUGCAACCGAUAUUGAUAAGGUUUUCAUCAACAUACCGGACCUGGUUAAUGUUCACAAAGGUCUAAUGGGUGAGAUCCAAGACUGUGUUCAAAAUAAAAAUGCAGAAAAUCUUCAUCAGAUCUUCAUCACUUACAAAGACAGGCUUCUGCUUUAUGGAAAAUACUGCAGUCAUGUAGAAUCAGCCAUUUCUCUUUUAGACUUCAUCUGUAAGGAAAAAGAAGGCGUUCGACUGAAACUGGAGGAAUGCUCAAAAAGAGCCAACAAUGGGAAAUUCACUUUGAGAGACUUGCUUGUUGUGCCAAUGCAGCGAGUGCUGAAAUACCCACUUCUGCUACAGGAACUGGUCAAAUAUACAAAUGAUGGCCCCGAAAAGAGCAACCUACGAAUAGCCCUUGAUGCUAUGAGAGACUUAGCGCAGUAUGUAAAUGAGGUGAAAAGAGAUGUUGAGACCCUGAGGGAGAUUGAUCAGUAUCAGAGAUCCAUUGAGAAUCUGAAUCAGUCUUUACUUUCUUAUGGAAGACCGAAGGGUGACGGUGAAGUGCGUUUGGUGUCAAAUUUGGACAAGCGCAGACAGGACAGACAUAUUUUUUUGUUCGACGCUGCUGUAAUCAUCUGCAAGAGGCGAGGGGACAACUAUGAGAUGAAGGAAGUGAUCGACCUCAGCCAUUUCAAGAUCACCAAUAAUCUCGCCACUGAUAAGGACUGCAGAAAGUGGUCCAGCGGGUUCUACCUCACCCACCAGCAGGGACAGAGUGGAUUUGAGUUCCUGUUUAAGACGAAAGAGCUGAAGAAGAAAUGGCUGGACCAGUUUGAGAUGGCUAUAUCUAAUAUUCGACCCGAGAACGCCACGUUUAACUCUCACCACUUCAGAAUGCACACUUUCGAGAGGGCCACCACCUGCAGCUCCUGUCAUAUGCUUCUCAGGGGGAUUUUUAACCAAGGCUACCUUUGUCCUAAAUGUGGAAACGGGGCUCAUAAGGGCUGUCUGGGCAAACUGGGAGUCUGUGGAAGGACAGGUGCUGCAGUUCAGAAACCACAGAGAAAGACAACACCUAGGAAACAAGAAGACCCAGGUUUACCAAAAAUGCUGGUCAUCAGAGAUUAUUUUGGGGUUCCCAGUCCUCAGGGCGGACCAACAUUGAAUGCUCAGAUUGGUGAUGUCAUAGAGGUCGUCUAUGCCGAUCCUCACAGCUCCUGGUGGCAGGGCAAAAUCCUGACGACGCAAGAGACCGGCUUCUUUCCAAGUGAUGCCGUCAAGCCCUGCCCAUGUGUGCCCAGAACAGUCGACUAUUCCUCCCAACCCUGGUUCGCAGGCCCCAUGGAGAGGCAUCACGCAGAGUCUGAGCUCAUGGAGAGAGAGAACAGCACAUACCUGGUGCGAUACCGGAGCCGCGAGAGCAGAGAGUACGCCAUCAGCAUCAAGUACAACAAUGAUGUGAAGCACCUUAAGGUCCUCACUAAGGAGGGCUGCUUCUACAUUGCUGAAAGCAGGACGUUCAAGAAUGUGUUAGGGCUUGUGGAAUAUUACAAACAGCACUCUCUGAAAGAGGGUUUCCGUACUCUGGACACUACUCUUCAGGUUCCCUAUAAGGAACUUGGUACAGGACUCAGUACUGCUGUUUUGACCCCAAGAGUGCUUGGUAUUGCGCUGGCGCGAUAUGACUUCAGCUCGAGGGACACCCGUGAACUCUCACUGCAGGUGGGCGACCUGGUGAAGAUCUAUAUCAAGUGUACCAAUGGAUGGUGGAAGGGUGAAGUCAAUGGCCGGGUGGGCUGGUUUCCUUCAACAUAUGUGGACGAGGAGGAGUGAACGGCGCAGGAAUUCCUCCUCACUAUAGUCUGACCGCAAUGAACCAGAAGUCGGCUUUGGACAAGAAUGGUAUUAGCGACCAAUGAACUCUUACUUGAGCGAAGCCCCACAAACACCACAAUUAUCAGGCUCCUCUAAUGGGAUGUGAUGGACUGCGGUUGAGACCUGCAGCGUGACGCAUCUGAGGUCUGUUUAAUUAGUUAUGAAUGUCCCUCGCUGCUCCACAUUCGCUCCAGACGUCUCUUUCUCUCACUCUCUCUCACCCUGUCACCUCCUGAAAUCUUCACACAGGGCCCGGGGCCUCCCUCUCUCCGUCUGUUUAAAAUUUAAACUCCAUUUCUGUGCGAAGCCGGACCUCCCACAAACUCAGGAGUGGCACGCAGAGAGAAAAGCCCUGAGCUGGCCGUUUUUUUUCUCCCCCUUCACUAGGCGACCUUUACACGGUGCUUUCAGCUCACCUUGUGCUAUAAUUGAUGAUUUCAUUGGACCGUCUGACUCGGCAGAGUUUGGCUGGGGUGAGAUGGAGUGCUGUGCUGUCACGAAACCUUCCUCCUCUUUGCAAAUUCUUAAUACUAAUUUUUAAUUACAUGAGAUGCAUUUUUAUUAAAAUAAGCAAAACGUUUGUCAUUGUCAUACAAAUUGCAUAAUUCAGGAACUAUAAUUCACAAACAGUAUAGUCCAGGGGUCUGAUUUAAAAAAAGGUUGCAUAGAAACCCCCUAAAAGUGAAAGUA
This is a messenger RNA of Danio aesculapii, 3416 nucleotides long. It is a transcript of the gene vav3b, whose product is annotated as vav 3 guanine nucleotide exchange factor b. The transcript has 27 exons. Gene Ontology annotation, cellular component: plasma membrane; cytoplasm. NCBI's taxonomy places the organism in Eukaryota, Metazoa, Chordata, Actinopteri, Cypriniformes, Danionidae. The record is from RefSeq and is a predicted model, not a curated record. Gene Ontology annotation, molecular function: guanyl-nucleotide exchange factor activity; protein binding. Gene Ontology annotation, biological process: regulation of GTPase activity; cell migration; intracellular signal transduction. The coding region runs from base 201 to 2684 and encodes 827 amino acids.